Messenger RNA from Oncorhynchus tshawytscha (Chinook salmon), 2843 nucleotides. RefSeq names its product coiled-coil-helix-coiled-coil-helix domain containing 3a (gene chchd3a). Gene Ontology annotation, cellular component: mitochondrion; MICOS complex. Lineage: Eukaryota; Metazoa; Chordata; Actinopteri; Salmoniformes; Salmonidae. The coding region runs from base 159 to 1364 and encodes 401 amino acids. The transcript has 11 exons. The record is from RefSeq and is a predicted model, not a curated record. Gene Ontology annotation, biological process: inner mitochondrial membrane organization.
AUUGGACAGCUGAAAUGCUACGGAAGUGUUUCCGUGCGUGCGGCCCUGUAGCUCCCUGUCCUCGGUGUGCGACUUGACAAUUUUGGCUAAAAACAGGUGGAUGACAACAAUUUCCAUUGCAUGCAGUUAGGUAUCACUUCCGCUGAUUGUAGUCAGAGAUGGGAGCGAACAAUAGCAGGCGCCGCGUCUCCUUUGAGUCGGAUGAAAAUGACAACAUCACAGUUGUGAAGGGCAUAAGGCUCUCUGAGAAUGUCAUCAACCGAAUGAGGGAGCCCAUAGCUCCCCUUCUUCCCCCCUCCCUUCCACAGGUCCCACCCCCUGUUCCACCCAUAGAACCCAUCGCACUACCACCUCAACCUCCUGCACCUGUCACUGAAGUAGUGGCUCCACCUCCACCCCCCAUGGAACAGGUAGCAGCUCCGACCAUCAUUGACAUGGUGAUCCCGCCUCCUACCUUAGCUGCUUUAAAGCCUGUGGCAUCCCCUCCACCACCUGCAUCUGUUGAGCAGCCUACAGUCAAACCCAUUGCUCCGCCUCCUCCCCCAGCUGAAUUCAUUGCUCCUACCCCUUGUGAACCCAUUGCCCCUCCUCCUCAGCCCCCAGUGGAAGCUUUUGCUCCUCCUCCCGCCCCAGAACCAGUGGAAGUUGUUGGCUCCCCUCUUCCUCCUCCCACCCCAGAGCCAGAACCAGUGGCGGUAGCACCGCCAGCAGCACAUGCAGUUGAUGAAGAGGAGCUGAGGAAGAAGAUCACAGAGGAUCUGCAGAAAGGCCUGUUGAAGGAGAGGGUGAAGGCUGAGCAGGAGCUGCAAGCAUGGCUGGAGGAGGAGAAGGUCCAUGCUGCAUCCUUUGCUGAGGCUGAGGCCCAGGCCAGUGUGAAGGAUGAGGUGGGUCGUAUCCUGGAGCUGGAGAGAGCCACGACCCAUAAUACCCUGACACAGGCUGUCAUGAGGGAGAAGGUCAGCGCUGAGGACGAGAGGCUACGCACCCAGCUUUACGAGAUUACACGGAAGGCCAAGCAGCUGGAGCUCAGAGACCAGGAACUGAAGAAACAGGAUGCCUUCUACAGGGAACAGGUUGCCAGGCUGGAGGACAGGAGUGCUCAGUUCUACAAGAUGACCACAGAGAACUACCACAAGGCUGCCGACGGAAUCAACGCAAAGUUCAAGCGGUUUGAGGUGAGUCCAGUGUGUGCUGAUCUGCAGGGUCAGAUCCUGAAGUGCUACCAGGAACACAGUGGGAAGACGCUGCUCUGCUCCACCAUCGCCUCCCGCUACCUGCAGUGUGUCAACCAAGCUAAACAGAAUGGAAAUAAUGAUCUUGCCCCCCUAUGGGCAACCGCUACAGACAUUAGAAAAACAAGUUGAGGACUGGGGGCUAAGAGUGAGGUGCUGUGGCAUUACGGUUUAUCAACCCUUUAUCGUCUGCAAAUGAGUGGAGAGGAGAGGAAGCACCAGAGAUCGCAACCCCGACUCGAGGUAGAAACAGAACCGCAACCUGACCAGAACCAGGAACACAAGACAACCAGACAACCCUGAGAGAGAUGGACACCCGUUAGCCCAACACCCUUCUCCCCCACACCCCCACUGACCCCAAACCCGUUACUCCUUCGUAAGAUCCCACCUACAGUACCUACACCCCUUCUCCCCCACCCCACUCCACUGCAUGUCUAUCUCUACUACCAAGAGGGAGGAGGACAACGGUAGCACUUCCUAAAGAGUACCACGCAGUAGCUCCAUCACGCAGCAGCAGUAGGAGAAGUGCAACUGUCCGCCAUGUUGGAGACGCAUGAAUACAUGCAGAGACGGAGAGUUUAAGCCUAGGCGGAGUCCACCAGAACCAAUGCAGGUCCAGAGCUGAAGAUAUCCUCACGGACUGAACCAGUAUCAUUACCAACACGCAUCACCAACCAACCAGCUCACCCCUCUUACAAAGCCACUAGUCCGCCCCAUCACCACCCAACCAGCUCACCUCCCUUACAAAGCCACUAGUGCGCCCCAUCACCACCCAACCAGCUCACCUCCCUUACAAAGCCACUAGUCCGCCCCAUCACCACCCAACCAGCUCACCUCCCUUACAAAGCCACUAGUCCGCCCCAUCACCACCCAACCAGCUCACCUCCCUUACAAAGCCACUAGUCCGCCCCAUCACCACCCAACCAGCUCACCUCCCUUACAAAGCCACUAGUCCGCCCCAUCACCACCCAACCAGCUCACCUCCCUUACAAAGCCACUAGUGCGCCCCAUCACCACCCAACCAGCUCACCUCCCUUACAAAGCCACUAGUCCGCCCCAUCACUAACCAACCAGCUCACCUCCCUUACAAAGCCACUAGUCCGCCCCAUCACCACCCAACCAGCUCACCUCCCUUACAAAGCCACUAGUGCGCCCCAUCACCACCCAACCAGCUCACCCCUCUUACAAAGCCACUAGUCCGCCCCAUCACCACCCAACCAGCUCACCCCUCUUACAAAGCCACUAGUGCGCCCCAUCACCACACCCUCUAUCAUAAACCUACAUGAUCACAUGACUUCUAUCCACCAGGCUUCACCCUACUGUAUCCCUCUAUCCACUAUAUAAACCUACAUGAUCACAUGACUUCUAUCCACCAGGCUUCACCCUACUGUAUCCCUCUAUCCACUAUAUAAACCUACAUGAUCACAUGACUUCUAUCCACCAGGCUUCACCCUACUGUAUCCCUCUAUCCCUGUGCACUGUCCUGCACACACACCAUUGUGUUCCAGUGUGUUAGUAAUGCAUCUACUUGUUUUGUUUUCAUCCCAACCGUGUCACAAUCACUUCUGACACGUCUGAUCAGAGGAAAUUAAAGAAUGAAUCCGGAAUUGA